Molecule: messenger RNA, 8128 nt
Organism: Strongylocentrotus purpuratus (purple sea urchin)
Lineage: Eukaryota; Metazoa; Echinodermata; Echinoidea; Camarodonta; Strongylocentrotidae
Product: solute carrier family 2, facilitated glucose transporter member 1-like
Exons: 11
Coding region: 458-1966 (502 amino acids)
Biological process (GO): monosaccharide transmembrane transport
Cellular component (GO): membrane
Molecular function (GO): hexose transmembrane transporter activity
Source: RefSeq, a predicted model, not a curated record
ACGUAUACCACGCUCGUAUCGUACCAAGACCUGCAAUUUUACCAAAAAUCAGGACAAAAUACCGUAUCUUUGCGAAUCCUCAGCAGAGAACAGCACCUAAAUUAUUUCAUCGAAUAAUAUAUUAUUUAACUAACGCGGUCCUUGCUCUAAGAUAACUGCUGCUGUUGACUUUAUCCAACUGAAGAUAAAACAAGAAGGCGUUCCUCGUACACCACAUCGUGUGUUGAUAUUUGGCUGUACCCGUGUGUGAGAGCACGCGCACAUGUUAUUGGCACAAUUCUUCCGGAGCGACUGUAUGGUGUGAUUUCAUACUUCAGCAGCCGUCUGAAUCCGAACGAAACGACAGCUACAAACUUAUAUCUGACUCUCGACUUCAUCACUAGCUGACUGCUUUUGAGAAUUCUCUAUAACUUCAUAUUCAAUCUUAACUUAAGAAGUACUUGAACCAUCAAACAAAAUGCCUAGCGGUGGUUAUACUUUUCCUUCGCAGGGAAGGCCGACUCUAUGGCUGGUGAUAUCUGUCAUCGCGGUAACCUUCGGGAGCUCAGCCCAGUAUGGAUACGGCAUUGGCGUUCUAACCGGUCCCUCGUUGACCAUGCAAGAUUUUUACAACCAGUCCAACUAUGACAGACGAGGUGAGCCUCUCAGUGAUACCGGUGUCCUAUGGCUCUGGUCCGCCACCAUCUCUGUAUGGUGCAUUGGUGGUGCUCUUGGCGCCUUGGUUGGUGGUUACCUUAGCGACGGGCUUGGAAGGAAAGGAGCUCUCCUAAUGAUCAACAUCUUCUCCCUCGUGGCGGCAGUCCUCUUUGGGUUUGCGGAGCUUGCUAACUCGUACGAGAUGGUUAUCAUAGGCAGACUCAUCCACGGUUUCUAUGUUGGUACGGCCAUUACGAUUGUUCCCUUGUACCUGGCUGAAAUCUCUCCUAUCAAUCUAAGAGGAGCCAUUGGAGUCAUCCAUCAGUUGAUGAUCACUAUUGGUAUCCUCAUUGGUCAGGCCCUAGGACUGUACGCCUUCACUGCAGAAGACAGCUGGCCUAUUCUGCUGGCUUUGAUUGGAGUGAUGAGUGCCUUCCAGCUGAUCCUUCUACCGUUCUGCCCAGAGAGUCCAAGAUGGCUACUCCUCAACAGGAACAAAGUAGAGAAGACCAGACAAGCUCUGGUAAGACUACGAGGCUCGGAUGAUGUCGAAGAAGAGAUUCAGGAGAUCAGGGAGGAGGGAACGAAAGAUGUGGAAGUUGAGGAGAAGGUUGGAAUCGUGGACGUGAUAACCCUCAAGGACCCAAGUUGGAAGAUGCCUCUGCUCAUCUGUAUGAUUCUUCAGGGAGGACAACAGCUCUCUGGUAUCAAUGCUGUUCUCUUCUAUGCCACAGAAAUCUACCGCCAGACUGGUAUGGGAGCAGAGGAGGUUGCUUACGCCACCAUCGGAACAGGUGCCAUCAACGUCGUCAUGACGAUUAUCUCGGUGUACAUGGUUGAGCGUGCUGGACGUCGUAUUCUAACGGUCGUCCCAUUCGGUCUAAUGGCCAUAUGUUUAGCUCUCCUCACAGUCAGUUUAAAUCUCCAGCCUACUUUUGAUUGGAUGAAAUGGUUGUCUCUCAUCUUCAUCUAUGCCUACAUUGUAUCAUUCGCUGUUGGACCAGGUCCUGUACCAUUUGUGAUUGUUCCUGAGUUGUGGACCCAGGGACCACGCCCUGCUGCUAUGAGUAUCGCCAUCCAGACUAACUGGUGGUGUAACUUUCUUGUUGGUCUCACUUUCCCCUUUAUUCAGGCUACCGUAGGGGCAUACUCGUUCUUGGUCUUCAUGUUCUUCGUGAUCCUGACGACCAUCUUCUCCUACUUCUACGUUCCCGAGACGAAGAACAGGACGUUCGACGACAUCAUGGACGGCUUCAGGAAGGGAGAUAAGUCGGGAAAGAAGUCGAAGGGUGGCGAUUACGAACUCCAGGACAACGCGAACAAGGCAUGAUGACGAUCACCACACAAUAGUACCGUACCGUAUGUAGUGUGUAGUCUUAGAAACUGAAGUGUACUACUCUAUCUUCUAGUACAGUCCAACGUGUCAUAAUGCUCACCUCUAUGUGACGGCCAUCUCUAUGUUCAUUUGUAGUAGCCACCUAUCUGUAGUAGCCACUUAAAGCCACACUGUACUACUUGUAGCUACUUGCUCCCUCUAUAUAGCAAACAAUGCCUAAUUGGUGACCAUUGGUCCCCCAUGAUCCUCUUUUUCUUAUGUUAAUUGAGAGCUGAGUUGAUGAGAUAGCCACCUGUCAGGGACCUUGCUGGGUGGUCUUAUCCGUCCUUCCCAAACUAGUACAGUUAUUUCUUUCCAGAGAGCUAGAAGAAAUAAGAUGACAAAAUAACUUUACUCAGAGGUCACUUUUACUGAUGCCCCUCAGAGGAUCUUAUAUAUUCACACCCUCUCUACAGUGGUCACAUGGAUGGCCUUAGUAGACAGGUUUGAAUGUAAGAACAUGUACAUGUAUGUAGUAAAGGGAAUUUCUGAUAACAAAUGUUUGAUAAGAGGCACAAUAUCAUUGUUUACUUUGUGGCAGAACUGGAAGAUUCUGGGAUCGAUAUCCCAAAGGUUCUGUGAUCAAAACCAGCAAAGAAUCCAAAAUCUUUAGGGAGUCAUUUAUUGAUAAUGUCUUAUUUUUAAAGACCUUGUCCCUUGGAUAGGAGGUAAAGUCAUAAGUCCCUUUUCUACGUACAAUAGACAUCUAGACAUGCAUUUUUUUUCAAACCUGAAUUAUUUGUCAUUAAUUAAUCAACAUCAAUAUCCGUGAAUGGGGCUAGAACCACUUGAGGUGGCUAAUCUUCAAAAACUUUUCAAAUAUUUAGAGAUAUGAUAUAUAUUCAUCUAGAAAAUGUGCCUGUUUGGCAGCCUGCAUUUGAUGUCUUCAACAAUAUGGAGAGGCUCUACCUAAGCUGGCCUUAAAGUUACCAUGAAAGUAUUGAUGUACAUUUUUCAGGCAUUUGAACGUGAAGUUGGCCAUCCAUUUAUAUGUACCAUAGUCUCUUGUAGUAGACUUUGACUGCACAAAGCUGAGAAGGCCUCAGAACCACACUACAUAUUGAUAUACGGCUGAAAUCUAGUUGUUUAUGUGAAGAGAUUAUAUAUAUAUAUAUAUUGAGGGAUGAGAAACAGAAGGACUUUAGGAACUAAGUGAGUUAGUUUGUGUACCUGAUAUUCAUAACAACCUUCUGCUUCUCACCCUUGGGUCAAAUGUUGUGUUCUGAAAGACAUAAGGGCGUUAAUCCAUCUUUUCAACCAAGAUUUGUGCCCCUAUGGCUCUCAGCAGAUGACACUGUCCCGUAAAUCGACCAUGUAUAAAAGCUGGAGCCAGAAGGACGUUAACUCUGUAAAGAAGUGUAUGAGAUAACGUCCUUCUAGCUAUCGGCAGACAAUGUGUAAAAACUUCUUGGAAGUUAUGAAUGGCUUGUUAUCAUUGCCACCAAAAACAUUAAAAUAAAUAAAUAUAAAAAAAAUAAAAAAAGGAAUUGAAAAAAAGAAAUGCUGCAGAUUAAAAAGCAAAAAUCGAGAAUAUGAAAAUAAAAAAUAAAAAUUAAAAUAAUGAAUAAAAAUCUGCACUUAGUGAAUGGCACCAACAUACCUUUGAUGUGAUAUAUUUUUUCACCAGUUUUUCAUGAGUUGAUUGUUUGAAGUUGACUGUGUUUUACCUUAAUGUUCAUUUUGUAGCUGAUAUAGUUACGACACAGCUAAAUGUAAGAGGAAGAUUUUGGAUUAAUUUGGAUCAUUCGUCAUAAGAUCGAGCCAGGUUUAGGAAGUUUUUGUUCACUCAUGAACCUUGGAAAUAUUGAGCUAUAUGAUAUAGUCUUAGUGAGUACGAUUUAGAUAGUCCUUCAAAGAACUAUUCGGUAUAUAACCAGAUCAAAGAAACACGAUGUUAAUAUCGCCAGAUGUUAUGUCGGAGAUGAUUUCUAUUGACGGAUGAUUGCGAAAGAUAAUAAGCUUUGAAAGAGAGACAAACAGGGUAGUACAGUGUUAUUUGUAAAGUAUUUGAUUCAAAGAAUUGUGCAAAUAAUUUCUAUCUUUGUACAUUAUAUGUAUGUGUGUCAAAUCAUAUUUUUCUGAGCAUGAGCAUGCAGAUCCAUAUAAUAUAUAUAUAUAUUUUAGAGAAGCAACAAUUUGGAUUGUUUUCAGUUUGGCAAUGUAGAUUCAAUGCAUGGUCGGUCUGUCUUUUUCUUCAUUUUUGAUUUUUGAUUUUUGAUUUGUCUGUUCCACUUAUGUUAAAUGAUAGAGGCAAGUCAUGCAAGAUAGUAUAUUGAAAGUUUCCAUCUGGAGGGUGAAUGCAAAGAUGCAUCUAAAUCGAGAUGUUAGGAUUCUGACUUUUAAUAUGUCUCGUAACUGAUUAGAUAUAUUGAAAUAAGAAGAACAAAAAUAGGGCAAAGUUAUGUAAAUCUGUUUUAAUUUGGUUUAAUGUAGCUUAGAUGUAGAGCUACCUCACAGUGAAAGUGCCAUAGGUGGUUAGUACAUUACGUGGUUAGUGUCAUAUAUUUAGGAAGGCUUCAACUAACAGGAUAUAUUUUCUAUCGGCUUUUUUUUUAGAGAGAGGACACAGAAGCAUGUGUCUAUAAUGAGCUUCCUUAGAUGAAAUAAGUCCAAAAGUAUAAGAUGUAAAAUUGGAAAGAUAUCAGAAUCAUUCCUUUGACAGCUAGAUGUACAGGGUAGUCAAUAUAACAUCAAUUCUUAUCUGCCACUUAAACAAAGAGGAAAUAUAUAUUAAAACAACAAGUGCCUUCAAAUGGUGUAUUUCUAUACUUGUAGAGCACUCUAGGAAUAAAGCAUUAGCUAGCACGCAAGCCUUCUACAACUUUACUUUCAGACUUAUUGAAGCACCAUGCUUUAUUUUCAGAAAAGAGUCCAAUUAGAGUUAUUUUUCGAGCUGAAGCUACAAGAUUUGAAUAAUUUUGAAUAAUUCUGAAGCUUUGACAAGAUACAUUGGAUAAAAAUGAACCACUUGAUAUAAUUGGGAGAUUGUUAUACUCCAUUUACAAAGGGGAUGUCAUGUAGAUUAUUCUUUCUAUCCUAAAGGGUUGAGGUUAAAUUAAUGCACCACAAAUAGGCAAUAGCUAAUUAUUAUACGAUGAAUUAGAAAUGAAAUCUUUACAUAUCACUUAUAGGGUAAUGCGAAUAUGAGAUCAAGCAUUAAAAAUAUAAAGGUGCUACAUAGAACAUGUGAUAUAAUCAUAUUCAUCUCAAGUAGUUGAGAAUGUAAUGUUAAAAGUAGGAUUAUUCACCUCGUCUCUUAGGAGAGAAUAUUGUUCUUUUAUUGUUACCGGUAAUCUUUAAAGUUUUCAUGAAAUUUUUGCCAAAAAAUAUUCGAAGUAUUAUGAAGUGAAAUAUCUUUGUUUGUUAAACGAAAAAAGGUUAUUUUCAUGUUAAAAUCAGUAUUAAAACUUUAGAUCUCGUUAUCUUUUAGAGAUUUAGUAUGCCAAACAAAAUCAAGUUAUAAAUGGACACUGUAUUUAAGAACCAAAGAUAAUUGUUGACAGCAUUGCAGCUUAAUUAACAUGCCAGCUGAUACAGCACCAGUGCAGUUUUGAUAAAUAUAAAUCUGUUUUUAGUUCAUAAAUGAACUCAAUAACAGGAGCCUUUUGAUCAUGAUUUCUUUUAUACCAGUCAUGAACCUUUUACUUAUGUCAGCUGAUUAAUUCGAGUAUCUUUUGAUAGAUCUGUAGCUCUGCUUUUUCCCUGUAUUUUUCUUUGACGGAGAGAAUUCAACACAACAAUGUUGAGGGUGAAAUGUAUUACGAAAUGAAUUUAUUUCUUUGUAAUUGUUCAGUAUCUCAUUUAUGUGAAUAAAUGCACUUUUUUACAAUGCUGAAAUGAAAAUUGUGAAAGGGGGGCAGAUCUUUGAUUGUAGUUAGUAGAUGUAGUAUUAGUACAGUUGUAUUUCAGAAGAAAUUUUGAAGAGCUGGAAUUCAGCCUGUUGUAAAUUGUGUUGUAAAUUAUGUCAUAAUUCUUUGUUAGAUGUUUAUAGAUUGUAAUUAGAUGAAGCUGCUUUCUAGUGAUGAAAUUUUUUUUUUCUGGAGAAAAGCUUUAUUAUCAGGUAUUCUUAAACAUGUUGUACAUUAAAUUCUGAUUAAUAUAAGCAUACUAUGUGAUUCUAAAAAUAAAUAAGUUUAAUAACAGCUAUAUUGAUAUUGCGUACACAUAUGUAUCCUCAACCGGGGAUGCUCAUGGCGCGUACAAAGUACUAUUAUUACCCUGACUUAAGUCCAGCUGUCCUAAGGUGCUGACAGCAUUCAAGGAAUAUAAAUUCCUAUCAGGUACCCACAAAGACCAUAUAUUUUAAAGGAAGUUAUAAUUUUGGUCAGAUUAUGCGAGGUUCGAUCGACUUGGAAAGCCAAGUUCUGGUAUUGCUGUUUGCUUUAUAUUGAUUUGACUUUAUAUUUCUUUUUUUUUGGUUCGGAAGCAAUUUGAUUUCAUAUGCAGUGCCGUUUUUAAAAAUAAUUAUUGUGUUGAUUUCUCAUUCAUGCAUUCCAGGUUUAGAAAAUAGCCUGUUUAUUAAACAUGCUUGCAGUUGGACUAAGAUUAUAAUUAUCAUGUAGAUUCUCCAAUUAUUCUCCAAUGGAAAGUAAUAUGAAGUGACAUUUGUUGAAUAUGACAUUUUUAUAAUGGGAUCAAAUUUAAUGCAUAAAUCUUUCUUAAUUGCCAUGUUACCAAUUAUAUUGUUCACCUGUUAUAAAUAAUUGUAAUGCAAUAGUCAGAAUGCAAACUGCAUAUAUUACGUGUUGUUAGGUUAGGUAGGGCAAGCCAUAAAGUUUGUCCUACCUAGCAACAAGUAAUGUUUGUCCUACCUAGCAACAAUAAUGUAUGCAUUUUGAAUUCUGACUUAUGGUUACAUUUAUUCGUAACAGGUGAAUGAAAUAAUUUGUAACGAGGCAUUCAACAAAGAUUUGUGCAUUAAAUUUGAUUUAUUUAUUGGUUUAUUGUUUAUUACGCAUAGCUGUUGGCAGUACUGCAAUUUGGUUCUCACUAUAUAGUUACUAUAGAGGGAGUUCAAAUCUUGUAGUAGUACAAAAACAGGAUUGAUAAUUACUGUAAAACUGAAGUCAAUUUGUUGGUAGGCCUUUGAACAAAGAGCAAAUAUAUACCUCUAUGUUUAAAUACAGAGUUAUAUGUUCUGCGACAGAGAUGUUAUUUGCAAUGAGUAUAUCAAAUUAAUCCUUCCAAAUGUUAUACUUAUCAAGUGAAACCUACCUAUCUGUAACAUACCUUUUCUGUGAGAUAAAGUAUAUGCCAACUUGGAUUUAUAAGGAGACUUGUGGAGGAGACAUAAUCUUUUUGUCAAGAGUAUGCAAAUCCUUCCAGAUACUAUAAAUACGUAAUUUAAUGUAUUAGUUAAAUACAUUAAGAAUAAUGUAUUUACAUGUAUAUGCCCUAUUGUUGUGAGAAAAGAAUAAGGAUUGGUCAUUAAUAUACCGGUAGUUGAUUUCAGUAUUCAUGAAUUCCUGUGAGAAUUUUUAGAAAUACUAAUAAUUCUGUGGAUGCACAUCAUGUACAUGCCAUUUUUUUGCGAGAAGAAAAUUUUAAUUUGAACUUCACUAUCUUAAAGCAUUGAAAUGAGUAUUACCAUUGCCAUGCAUUAAUUAUUAAUAUGAGACAUUAAGACGUCUAGAUGGAACUUGAACCAGUGUCCUUCUGUCUAUAACCAUGACAACCUGUGCUUAUGUUCCUGUGCGAAAUACAAACCUGUAAAUUAAGAAGAGGGGAAUCAAAAGUAUUGUUUAGGGAUAUCAAGAGCACAUGCAUGUAACUGCCAUAACUGAUAUAUCUGGAUCUUAAAGCUAAAUGUACUAAGAUUUGUGUACAUUGCUUUAUUUAUAUUAAGCACCUUUGUAUUAUAAUCACGAUUGUAGCUAGUGCGUUGAGGUCUUCUUUCAAAUUGUCUCGCUCCAUUCUCUGCUAUCUUUUUUGUUGUAAAAGAAAGAGGGAGAACAUUGUGUGUUGUGCCGUGCAGAAUGCCGAUUCAUGCACGAUAUACAGAGCUGAUAGAAUAAUUAUUCUGGAGAUUCUAUUGUAUGAUAUUCAUGUGCAUGUCAUAUUAGAGAGAUUUUUUUUCUUCUUUUGGAACUUGAAAAUAAAUGGUAUAAAAAGAGUAAA